GAUAUUUUUUUUAACAAGCGCCUGUUUGCGAAGACUAUCGGACAACAGCCUCGUCUUUGGAAGUUGGAAGGAAGGGCACGGAAUUUCACUCCUAUUUCAACAGAAGAUGUGGCGAGUAUCAAGAAAUGUCACAAGAACAAUACGAGCAUGUAAUUGUCGGACAGCCAAUCGGGUGAGCUCCAAUCCUGGAGGGCAAUGCAGUUAUUGUUCAAAGCCCAGCUCGGCCCCUGCUGGAGCUCCUAAAUCAGCCCCUCCCCCUCAACCCCCACCACCACCACCGCCACCAACUGCACCAAAGAGGUCUGGUGGUGCAGGGAAGGUCAUCAUGGGUGGUCUAUUGGUAGGAGUAGGAGCAACCGUUGGCACGUUAGCCUACGCCAAGGCAAACCCUGAAUUCAGGAAGCAAGUGGAGAGUAACUGGCCCAUGCUCCUGGACGUCUUUCCUUAUUUCUUUGAUGAGGAUGCAUCGGCGGAUACCGGCAAGUCUAAAGCAGAUCCCAUGUCUCUUGGAAAGAAACCAUUGAUACCCGUCAGCUCACCAAAAACUGUCACUCCUGUUAGUGAAGCACCUGUAUCAAAACCACCAUCAUUACAAGCCUCAAAAGAAGCAGCAGUGAAGCCUGCCAAGCCUUCAGCCACCAAAGCUCCAGUGGCUCCCAAAGCCUCCGAGGAGCUGGAGAACUCUCUCAAGAAAGAGGAGGAGGCCAGGAGGAGCAAGGAGCUACAGGAGAAGAUCCUGGAGCAAGAGAUCGAUGAAGCUGCCAGUAUUGCAGCUUACGAAGCAAUUGUCGAGAGAUGUGUUUCAGACACGGUAGAAGCCACAAGGAUUGCCAUGGACUCUAAGAAAGAAGCAGUAGAAGCUACUAAGCAACAUACAGAUAAACUCAAGCUUGCUAUGGGGGAUAGUGAGGAGGAGACAAGUGAAUUGAAAAAGAAACAGUGGGAUGAGGUGGUGGUAGCAGCUGAAAACAAACUGAAGAUAGUAAGACAGGCAAGCAAAGAGGAAGCAGCAGCAAGGGAAGCGUUGGCCAAGCUAAGGGCAGUCUUGGAAGAAGCUAGACAGAUCAAGACCUCUAAGGGACAAGGCCCUAAUCUCACUGGAGCUCAAGCUAAUCUUAAUCAGAUGUCAUACGACCUGGAGUCUGCUACAGCUGAGGUUGCCAUUGCUCAGAAUGAAGCCCGUAUUCUAAAGAACUACAAUGAAUUGAUUCAGAAGGGUAGGGAAGAUUUCAAGAAGGAAGUUCAAAGCUUGAUGCCUGAAGCUAAGAUUGGCAAAAAGGGUAAGAAGCUAACGGAGGAAGAGCUGAAUGCCUUGAUAGCCCACGCCCACCGCAGGGUCUACCAGCUGCAGAAGGAGCUUGCUGAGCAACAGGCCAUGGAACAGAAGAGAUUGGCCGUUGCCAUGGAGAAACAGAAAGAAGAAGACGAAGGGGUCACCAAGUCAAAGGUCGCGGUUGAGCUCGAGAGACAGGCUGCUGACCUGGCCGUUCUAUACCAGAAGAAGGAAGAAGACCUGAUGGCCGAGGCUGAGCAGGAGCUACGGCUUCAGCUGAGACGGCAGGCCGCGGCGCACAGCGACCACCUCUCGGACGUACUCAAACAGCAGCAGCAGGACUUUGAUCGUCAGCUAGUCGUCCAGGAUGGGAUAAUCAGAGAUCAGGAGAGGGAUAAUUACUACCAGCAGCUCACCGGGGCGAUGGCUAAACUCAAGGGUGUUGAGGCUGCAGUAGAAGGGAGAGCUGGUCUUGAGCUACAGAAUCAGAAAGCACAGGAAUUGUGGUUAGCUUGCGAAACCCUCAAGAGGACAAUUUCAACAGGUAUGCUAGAAGGAACAUCAUGGCAAGAGAAGCUGAAACCAUUAGCCAAUGAGGUCCAAGCAAUAAGAGAAGCAUCACCUAGCAACGAAUUUGUGGAUACUGUCGUCAAAACAAUACCAGAGGAGGCUCUUACAAGGGGAGUGUACACCGAGGACUCGCUACGUCAGCGGUGGGACCAAACGCAACGGGUCUGCAAACGAGUCGCCAUGAUCGACGAGGCCGGUAGCAGUAUGUUUACGUACUUCCUCUCCUACUUCCAGUCCCUCCUCCUCCUCAACGACCCCCUCCCGCCAAACUCGGACGACGCCGUCGACCCGUCCUCCCUCGACACCUUCAAGCUCGUAUCGUACGCCUCGUACCACAUGGAGAACGGGAACCUGGAGCAGGCCUUGAGGUAUGCAAAUCAGCUGACGGGGAUGCCGAGGAGGGUGGCCGCCGACUGGCUGAGAGAAGCGCGGUUGCUAUUGGAGACGAGUCAGGCAGCAUCGGUUCUGUCGUCGCACGCGUCCGCGUCGGGGUUGGGAGGGUUACACUUCCAAUGAUUGAAAUUCUAAAUUAUAUUAUCUAGAUAGCAUGUCAAAAUUUUCUUGUGGAUUGAGCCAGAGGAUUCUCCUGUCUCACUUUGCAGAGCUAAUAGUUCUUUUUUUGGUGAACAGUUGGAAUUUGAAAUUAAUAUCUCUGUGUAACAUGUGGGUGAAAUAGGAAAUAUAUUUCUAAAAUUAUACACCCACGUAAUGGACAUGUAUUGUUGCAUUUAAUAGAUACUCGCUGGUUGUAAUGGUCAUAAAAUGACAUUCAACUUCAUCAAGGCCAUGCAAUGUGAUGUUACUUUUGUUGGACAUUCUCUAUUAUAAUAGUCAUUGCCUAUAUGCCUCAUUCUUAUGGGUUGAUACAACAUACUAAUUGUUGAAUAUAUAUUCAAGGGUCCAACCAUCUUAAAUGCAGUCACAGUUAACAAGUUUCUUUUAAAAAGCUCAUUAACUUUUUGGUAUUCAGAAAUUUGUUGUACUGGGUAUAUUUAUGGAUCAUGCAUGGUGUUUUAACUAUUUUUAUUAAUCGAUUUGUUGUAUGUUUGAACCCCCAUUCUUACUUUAUUGUAAGGCCGCACAUAAUUUCAUAACCUAGUUGAAAUCUGAAACUAGAUUCUUUUAAAUUUCUUUUAGUAUUCAGUUUUCCCUUGAGAAAUAUAGAAGCUGUUAUUAUACGCCCUACCCCAAACAAGUUUUCAAAAAUGGUCGACUAAAUUUUUCGAUAUUUAGCCUUGCCUUCAAAUUUCCAAAAGGGCACAUUUUAUAUUACAGCAUACUAGGCAUUGAAGCCAUUUCAGCACUGGGUCAAGAAUCGGGGAGUACUUGAUAGUUUUCGCUCUGCAACAUACAACAGAUCAUGAACUUUGUCGAGGUCUUUGUUGAAAAUUGGUAAAUUUAAAAAGCAGAAUGCGGUAUUACUUGUUGUCAGCUCUGAAACUAGUUCACCAAAGGCCUCCCAGUUGACAUACAUGUACAUUUAAUGUGUUCUUGAAGCAAAAUGAUAAAAAUCUAAACUUGUUCAUGAAAUCAUUGUUUGUGUGUGUGACGGCAUGCUGAUGAGAAUUGUGUAAAGCUGUAUUGACCAUUGUCUCUAAGAGAAAUAUAAAUCUAUGAAAGUGUA
Messenger RNA from Lytechinus variegatus (green sea urchin), 3467 nucleotides. RefSeq names its product MICOS complex subunit MIC60-like (gene immt). NCBI's taxonomy places the organism in Eukaryota, Metazoa, Echinodermata, Echinoidea, Temnopleuroida, Toxopneustidae. The transcript has 15 exons. The record is from RefSeq and is a predicted model, not a curated record. Gene Ontology annotation, biological process: cristae formation. The coding region runs from base 107 to 2359 and encodes 750 amino acids. Gene Ontology annotation, cellular component: MICOS complex.